Daldinia caldariorum is the source of this 1741-nucleotide messenger RNA. Its product is annotated as mediator complex, subunit Med18. Gene Ontology annotation, cellular component: mediator complex; core mediator complex. The record is from RefSeq and is a predicted model, not a curated record. NCBI's taxonomy places the organism in Eukaryota, Fungi, Ascomycota, Sordariomycetes, Xylariales, Hypoxylaceae. The transcript is spliced from 2 exons. The coding region runs from base 257 to 1042 and encodes 261 amino acids. Gene Ontology annotation, molecular function: transcription coregulator activity. Gene Ontology annotation, biological process: regulation of transcription by RNA polymerase II; termination of RNA polymerase II transcription.
UUGAACUUCAACUUCAACGUCACUCCAAAAGCUACCUAGGUACCUAAGGUAUUUACACAAACCACAUAUGUCCAUUCCAAAAUUUACUAGUUUUAUUUGGCGGUGUCCUCUUUUUACUGGCGGGAUUAUAUUCCACUUCUAACUCUUAGAAGUAUACUCGUUUUUAGAAGUAAACUCAUUACGCGCGCGUUCCCCCAGCCUUCGAAUUCAUUUUUGAGAAAUCCAGUCGCGAAGGAUAGUACCAGCGCCAGGCAGCAUGAAGGAACUUUUCCUUACCGCAUCCGUCAAGGAUUCGGAUUUCGCAAUGGCUUGUGCGGUCUUGCAAGGCUUAACGUGGAUGAAGGCUCGUCACGCCGUCCAUCGCAUUCUAUUCUUUCAUGGUCAGCCACAACCGAGGCCCCUCAAAGUCACGCGUGCUUUCCAGCAAUCGCGCUUUAUACAGCUCUGGAAAGAUCUGAGCAUCCAGUUAAGCCGGUGUUCAUAUGUUAUUCAGCUGGCCUACGAAGUUUUACCAGAUAGGGACUUCGGGAAAGAAACAAAUACAGAUUUUAAUUCUCUUCCCGGCACUUUGCGGUGGACGGAUCUGCCAGACCCGCUUCGAGACACGCCCGUAACACAAAGAAAGAAAAUUGAGAUCCCGGACCAGGGUAACCUACCUACGGCCCUCACCGACAAUGGCAUCCAAUACAAGAAUGAGAUGAUACAGGAGAGCUACUCCUUUGUCAGGGAGAACGUCGAGUUCGUUUUCAGUAGAUACUAUCGCCUCCCAUUAUCAGAUGAGGAAUUGGGAAACAAGCCGGAAGGACGUCCACGUGCCGCUCUCCCUCCCUGGGCCGACCUUCGACCGGUAGAUCCAGCACAGAAAUGGGUAUUGAACGUGAAAUUGAACGUCAUGGAGGACAGCCAGCCGGAGAAGGUGAAGAAAGCGAAUGGGGAGCUCUUAGCCGUGAAAGCGGAGCUGGAGAAGAUAUUCGAUUUCAAGGCUGUUGAUAGAAGAGUCUUCGACACUCGAAUCGAGCCACCUCCUCCGACCUUUAAAUGAGGAUACAACAGCGAUUGAUGGCCAUAGGGCAGACAUCAACCUCGCUCUAUAAGAACACGAAAACGCCAACGAUGUCUGAAACUCCCAUAUCCUCUGGGGAAAAAAACUCAGGGCAAAAGACACUGGCCGCAGUGCUAAUAGACUUCUACCGUGUAGUAGUACCUCUUCACAGAUAGGUAGUAGCCAAAGGCUGCAGGCGACAAUACGACUCUCAAGCAAAUAUGAGACCUUAAUAGUAAUACAGCUCCUAUUUGAUCUAUUUGCUUGGCGUCUACCCAUGUUAGUACACCUAUAUGUAUUAUCCUACGAUGAACAAACACAGUCGAAUAAAGCUUUGUGGAUAUCUGCUUCGUGGAUUAGAUAUCCGAUCCUAUCUAGGUCAGCUUAUCCUGGGUUUCUUUACAUGGAUAUACAGAAUACCCUAGUAACCUGUGAUAAAGGGCUUAGUUAUUUGCAAUGGAUGACAUGGUCAAGGACAGGACAGACUAGGAGACUUUGACAUAAACCACACUGGACAAAGAAGGCGUGACUUUGUGAACAUCUUCAAGAUGUGACAGCUACUAGGAUUAAAAGUUUUAUAUCGAAACAAUGCCGUUGUCCUGCUUAUAUUCUGAGGGCUGUUACGUCGACAAAAGUGAUACAUUGCAUCAUAUAUCUUGCAAAUGCCUCCCGAUUUACUGUACGAUACUUAACUUAGGC